AAUGCGGAAAGUAUGGAAAAACAUCUCGUAAUGUAUUUAACCAGAAAAUCGAUUAUGCUUCUGCGGAAGUAUCUACUCGUUACGGAAUCUCAGGUGUCAAAGUGUGGAUUUCAUAUAGUAAAAAAAAGGGACGUGCUAUAUCCAAAACGUACGAAAUUUAGUAAAUAUCGUAAAGGCAGAUGUAGUAGGGGUUGCAAACCAGACGGAACAAAACUAGGUUUUGGAAGAUAUGGCACUCAAAGUUGUAGAGCUGGUCGUCUUUCAUAUCGAGCCAUUGAAGCAGCGCGUCGGGCUAUAAUCGGGCACUUCCAUCGUGCUAUGAGCGGACAAUUCCGAAAAAAUGGUAAGAUAUGGGUAAGAGUUUUCGCAGAUAUCCCUAUUACCGGGAAACCUACAGAAGUAAGAAUGGGAAGAGGAAAAGGAAAUCCUACGGGUUGGAUUGCUCGUGUGUCCGCGGGACAAGUCCUAUCUGAGAUGGAUGGUGUGAGUUUGUCAAAUGCUCGACAAGCCGCUACAUUAGCGGCGCAUAAACCAUGUUCGUCAACCAAGUUUCUUCAGUGGUCGUAACGUAAUUGGUUAGUGGGGAAAAACCAGGCCGGGACUCAAAAGAAUUAGGCGAAGGGUUUGUUCCUGAACGAGGGAAGUGGAAAGACACUAAUGUUAAAAUA
Messenger RNA from Vicia villosa (hairy vetch), 668 nucleotides. RefSeq names its product large ribosomal subunit protein uL16m. The transcript has a single exon. Lineage: Eukaryota; Viridiplantae; Streptophyta; Magnoliopsida; Fabales; Fabaceae. The coding region runs from base 13 to 567 and encodes 184 amino acids. The record is from RefSeq and is a predicted model, not a curated record. Gene Ontology annotation, cellular component: ribosome; mitochondrial large ribosomal subunit. Gene Ontology annotation, molecular function: structural constituent of ribosome; rRNA binding. Gene Ontology annotation, biological process: mitochondrial translation.